Molecule: messenger RNA, 1837 nt
Organism: Chironomus riparius
Lineage: Eukaryota; Metazoa; Arthropoda; Insecta; Diptera; Chironomidae
Source: the annotation of a GenBank genome assembly
UAGAAAACUGUAAACAAAUCAUUAAUUCAAGUCAUCAUUUUCUCAUUGAUCAGAUUAAUCGUCAUCAUAUUUAAUGGAAUUUAACUUAAUAGUACUAAUCCUCUGCAUGUUAGUCAUUUUAUGGUUCAUCUUGCACUAUUUUGCAAAGCCAACGGUGCCAAUAAGUGAUAGAAAAAAGAGACAUUUAUGGAAAACUAGUCUUAGUACAUUUGAUAAGGAUGUCUUAUUAUUUUGCAAUAUCUGCGAGCAUUUAACAUCACAAUUUUCCUUUUUUUGUGAAUAUUGUUCAGUCGCAUGUGAUAAAAUUGAAUGUACAAAAAUUGCGGAUCAAUCAAUAAGAUGUAAGCAACAAAGAGAUCGCAAUAAUAAUAAUGCGUCAUCCAAUAAACAUCUUUAUUUGAAAGGCAAUCUAUCGGAUACAGUAUGUAGUAUCUGCAAAUCAGAAAUUGAUGGUGUACAUGAUGUAGGCAUUCAUGGAACUAAAUGUAUUUGGUGUUUUAAGAGCUUCCACGAUUCAUGUGCUAAAAAUGAUUUAAUCUGUGAUUUUGGGCAACUCCAAAAUGUAAUUAUUCCACCAUUCUCAGUAAAGGCAUGUAGAACAAGUAAUGCACCUAAAUUGCAUUUAAAAGAAAUAACUCCAAUACCUGAAUGGAAGAAUUGGGAACCGCUUAUAGUCAUUUAUAAUGAAGCUAGUGGAUCAAAUGAUCAUGAAAUAGCUACACUCUUCCGACGCUUAUUAAAUCCAAUUCAAGUUAUAUCCUUAACCCAUCGCGGACCAACAGAAGCAUUGGAAAUCAUCAAAUUAUGUCCAGUAAAAUGUCGUUUAUUAGUUUGUGGUGGGGAUGGAUCAGUUGCAUGGUGUUUAAAUACAAUAAAGGAGAUGAAUCUUGAUGAUAAAGUAUCGGUAGCAAUUUGUCCACAAGGAACCGGCAAUGACUUAUCAAGGGUCCUUAAUUGGGGAUCAGAAACUUACAGCUGUGAUUUUGAAACACCAUUUACAUUUCUGGAUAAUAUAAUCAGUGCUGAGACAGUUUUACUCGAUCGUUGGCAAAUUGAAAUGAAAUAUGACCAUCGAGUUCCAGUCAUCAGACGUCUGCAUCAUGAUAAAAAGCUUUUCAUGUAUAAUUAUUGCAGCAUUGGCGUAGAUGCUUUAGUCACUCUGAAUUUCCACAAAGCACGCGACAGUGCAUUUUACGUGAUCAAAAGUAAAAUUAUUAACAAGCUUCUGUACUUUAUUUAUGGGACACAACAAGUAAUCACACAAGAUUGUGAUGGACUGCAUGAUCAUGUAGAAGUUGUAAUUGAUGGAAUCAAACAGGAAUUGCCUGAAUUACAGAGCGUUAUUAUGCUUAAUAUAGACAGUUGGGGAGCAGGAUGUAAAUUGAUAGACAUGAUUAAAGAGACUGAUAAAACUUUUGCAGAAGGUCACUCGAUUGACGAUGGACAGAUUGAAGUUUUUGGAGUCUCCUCUUCGUUUCAUAUUGCGCAACUCCAAGUUGGUCUAACGAAACCAUUAAAAUUGGGAAGAGCUAAGGAGGUCCAAAUUAGGCUGAAGAAAAUCCUUCCGAUACAAAUUGAUGGUGAACCCCAUUUUGAAAUACCUUGUCAAAUCACGAUAAGUAAACAUAGUCAAGCACGAAUGCUACGUAGAAAAUGAGAAUGAAUCUCUACAUUCCUUCCAAUAUACUCUUGAAUUCUCGCAUUAACCAAAGCUUUUAAUAAAUUUUAUGUCUGAUUUUUUUGUUUUUUUUUUAUUAUUAUUAAACUUAUACGUGUGUACCUAUUUAAAAUAGUUUGUCCUGAAAAAAUGCAUAAACAUGUUGAUCAAAAAUGAUAC